AUGGAGGCAAUCAAGAACACCAUCGGCGAGAACUUUGGCGGCCCUGCCCAGGAUCUCUCAACACACCAGUGGUCUCUCAAUCAGACACCGGACCUCGCUGGCAAGGUCGCUGUUGUCACAGGAGGCAGUCAGGGCAUUGGCUAUGGCGUCACCCAUACCCUCCUUACACACAACAUUGCCAAACUCUACAGUCUAUCUACGGAUAAGGAGGUUAUUGAAGGAGCGAAAGAGGCCAUCGCCAGAGAGCUAGGCCAGGAGGUCGCAGAUCGUACUCACUUUAUCCAGUGCGACCUGUCCGACUGGCCUCGCGUCAUGGAGGUUGCCGAGCAGAUCAAAAAGGAGAAUGACCGGCUUGACAUACUUGUGAACAAUGCCGGACGUGGCAUCAUGCCCCAUGAGCUGACGGAGUUCGGUGUUGAUCGUCAGAUGGCCAUCAACCACAUGGGCCACGUCGUGCUAACGAGCCAUCUGUUGCCUCUGAUGAAGUCCACUGCGGAAAAGGGCAACACUGUCCGCAUCACGGUUCAGGCAAGCAAUGCUCACCAGGGUGCGCCGUCGGACAUCAAGUUCGAGAGCCUCGAGGAGAUCAACGAGGACAAGGGCGCCAACGCCAAUUAUGGGCGCAGCAAGCUGGCGAACAUUCUGUACGCGCGAUACUUUGCCAGAAAAAUCACGGCCAACGGGCACCCGGACGUUGUCAUGAACGCGACGCACCCUGGCUUCGUCAGCACGAAACAGACCAAGGUCGACAUCCUUGAGGCCUUCCCCUUGGCUGGCUAUGGUAUGGCUGUUGGCAUGGAACCUUUCAAGAAAGAUCAGUUUGAAGGUGCUGUGCCGACUGUCUACGCAGCUACAGUCACGAGGGAAUCAGGACAGUAUCUUUGUCCACCUAUUGUGCCCGAAGCUGGCAGCAAGCUGGCGCAGGAUGACGAACUGGGGGAUCGAUUGAUGGAGUUGACACGGAAGCUGGUCAUGGAGAAGACGAAGCGCAAGUCGGCUGAUCAGGGAUGCCCGUUCGACGAUCUUGUCCUGCAUUGA
Verticillium dahliae VdLs.17 is the source of this 1038-nucleotide messenger RNA. Its product is annotated as retinol dehydrogenase. The record is from RefSeq and is a predicted model, not a curated record. The coding region runs from base 1 to 1038 and encodes 345 amino acids. The transcript is spliced from 3 exons. Lineage: Eukaryota; Fungi; Ascomycota; Sordariomycetes; Glomerellales; Plectosphaerellaceae.